Endocarpon pusillum Z07020 is the source of this 1050-nucleotide messenger RNA. Its product is annotated as Farnesyl pyrophosphate synthase. The coding region runs from base 1 to 1050 and encodes 349 amino acids. Gene Ontology annotation, molecular function: (2E,6E)-farnesyl diphosphate synthase activity; dimethylallyltranstransferase activity. The record is from RefSeq and is a predicted model, not a curated record. Lineage: Eukaryota; Fungi; Ascomycota; Eurotiomycetes; Verrucariales; Verrucariaceae. The transcript has 2 exons. Gene Ontology annotation, biological process: trans, trans-farnesyl diphosphate biosynthetic process. Gene Ontology annotation, cellular component: cytoplasm.
AUGGCCUCCUCAUCUCAUGUCAGUCGGAAAGAUUUUGAGGCAGUUUUCCCGUUACUGGUUGAGGACAUCUCCCAAGCUGCCAAACAGUACAAUAUUCCCACCAUUGCCCUGGAGUGGUUCCAAAAGUCGCUCAAUGCAAACGCCACUGGAGGAAAGCUAAAUCGGGGCCUCUCCGUUCCCGACACGGUCUACCACCUGCUCCAAAGAGACUUGAAGCCAGAGGAGUUUAGACUGUCCUCCACGCUUGGAUGGCUCACCGAAUUUCUGCAAGCUUUCUUUCUCGUCAGUGACGAUAUCAUGGAUUCCAGCAUCACCAGGCGAGGACAGCCAUGCUGGUACCGGCAGCCGGGGGUUGGGAUGACUGCCAUCAACGAUGCAUUCCUGCUGGAAUCCUCCAUCUAUCUGCUCCUUAAGAAGCAUUUCAGGUCACAUCCCGCAUAUGUCGACUUUCUCGAACUCUUCCACGAAGUGGCCUUUCAGACAGAACUUGGACAGUUGUGUGAUUUGAUUACCGCACCCGAAGACCAUGUGGAUCUCAACAAUUUCAGUAUGGACAAGUACACGUUCAUCGUCAUCUACAAGACCGCCUACUACUCCUUCUACCUACCGGUUGGACUUGCGCUACACUAUUUGCAACUGGCUAGCGCUUACAAUUUGAAACAAGCCCACGAUAUUCUCAUUCCGUUGGGUGAGUACUUCCAAGUUCAGGAUGACUAUCUCGAUGCUUUUGGGGAACCGUCGGUUAUUGGCAAGAUCGGAACAGAUAUCAAAGACAACAAAUGCUCGUGGUUGAUAAAUCAAGCUUUAUUGAAAGCAACGCCGGAGCAAAGGCAGCUGCUGCACGAAAACUAUGGGCGGAAGGACGAUGUAAGAGAAGCUCGGGUGAAGAGGUUGUUCGACGAGUUACAACUGCAGAAAGUAUAUCAGGAAUACGAGGAGAAGCGGGUGCGCGAGCUACGGCAGAUGAUCAAUGAGGUGGAUGAAAGUGAAGGGUUGAAAAAGGAGCUUUUUGAGACAUUCCUGCGAAAGAUCGAGAAGCGGACAAAAUGA